CGAUUCAAUCACACGAAUUGGCGUUCAUUUCGUUGAAUGUCUCCAAAACUUAACUAUAAUUUGCUUUCAAUUCAGUGAUUGUCACCUCAUUUAUCACUACUUGUGUCCACUGAAGAGCUCGUAGGCCAUGGAGGGUAUUGUCAUCCGACCGGAUGUCUUAAACAAACUGAAGAAUCACUUAUCGGAUCAGUCAUAUCAAGACGCCAUUGAGAACUCAUCGAAAUAUAAUGUCCGACUCGUGAAUGAGAGACGUCUUCGGCUGCCAUUCCUCGACGCCCAGACAGGAGUGGCACAGAGUGAUUCUUACAUAUGGGCGGAGACUGUGGACCGAAUGCCCGGACACAGCAACGGUCAGCUCUACUCAUAUCCUGCGCGCAGAUGGAAGAAGAAGAGGCGACAGUAUCUGUUGAAUGAUAACUAUCUGACCAAAAGGAUCAGAGAAAGUGAGAUAAACGGCGAAGAAGUGGUGACCAAUACUGUGGAGAACAACAAUCGCAUGGAUGUGACCGAGAAUUUCGAGAAAUUCAUUGAGGAGUCGAAAGAGUCGUGGCUCCGAGACUUCGAUGACGGCAGCGAUUUGCCGGACGCCGGAGAACUCGAUGACCCGGAGUCUGAUUACGACGACUACGAAGAAUACUCGACCAGAAAGAAGAAGAAGAAGAAGGACGCGCCGAAGCGAAAGCGAGUCGAGUAUUCAGACGCAGAAAAGCCAUACUCUUGUGAUCUGUGCGGCGCUCGAUAUAAGACAAGACCCGGUCUUUCGUAUCAUUACUCCCAUAGCCAUCAAAACGAUGGAUCCAACGGUUCCAACAGUAAUUCGAUGAGUGGACCCAAUAGUAGCGGAAUUGCCAGAGAGGACGAAGAUAUGCCGUACACACCUCCUCGUCAGCUUCACCAUCAGUCACAUGUAUCACAUCCAACCCAAUCAACUCCCGUUCCUCAUCCUCCGCCAAACAUGCCAUCAGCACAACAACAACACCCAAACCAACACCCAAUGCCUCCAAUGAUGCCGCAAAUGAUGGCAUCCCAACAGCAUUCCUCUCCAAUGCCCCCAAAUCCUGGCCCUAAACCUCCUAAUCCUGAAGAAGAAGGUUCUAAGAGCGCCAGCGGUAAGCCAUUAGCCUCUCCGAGUCAAUACUGCGACUUCUGUUUGGGAGACUCGGCUGAGAAUAAGAAGACCAGAUCUGCCGAAGAGUUGGUGUCGUGUUCUGAUUGCGGCCGCUCUGCCCAUCCGACAUGUCUUCAGUUCACACCAAAUAUGGUGACCUCGGUCUCCAAAUAUCGGUGGCAAUGCAUUGAAUGCAAGUCUUGCGGUCUAUGCGGCACAUCAGACAACGAUGAUCAAUUAUUAUUUUGCGAUGAUUGCGAUCGAGGUUAUCAUAUGUACUGUCUCUCACCUCCACUCUCAGAACCUCCUGAGGGCUCUUGGAGUUGCCAUCUAUGCAUAGAAGAAUACCACACCCCCAAGAAGUAG
Messenger RNA from Oppiella nova, 1474 nucleotides. The record is from the annotation of a GenBank genome assembly. Lineage: Eukaryota; Metazoa; Arthropoda; Arachnida; Sarcoptiformes; Oppiidae.